Molecule: messenger RNA, 3194 nt
Organism: Pseudopipra pipra
Lineage: Eukaryota; Metazoa; Chordata; Aves; Passeriformes; Pipridae
Gene: RPUSD1
Product: RNA pseudouridine synthase domain containing 1
Exons: 6
Coding region: 102-1016 (304 amino acids)
Biological process (GO): enzyme-directed rRNA pseudouridine synthesis
Molecular function (GO): pseudouridine synthase activity; RNA binding
Source: RefSeq, a predicted model, not a curated record
GGGCGGCGCUGAUUGGACGCGGCGCGCGGCCCGGGCCGAUGGAGGCGAUGUAGCCGCGGCCGCCCCGGGAGCGCCCGGGACGGCGCCGCAGGGCGCUGGCCAUGGAGCCGGGCACCAUCGACAACCUGUCCAUCCUGUACCAGAGCUCCGACUUCAUCGUGGUCAACAAGCACUGGGACAUCCGCAUCGACAGCAAGAUGUGGUACGAGACACUGACCCUGCAGAGCCAGCUCCGGCACCGCUUCCCCGAGCUCGCCGACCCCGACACCUACUACGGCUUCAGGUUCUGCCACCAGCUGGAUUUCUCCACCAGCGGGGCCCUGUGUGUCGCUCUCAACAAGGCGGCGGCGGGAAGCGCCUACAAGUGUUUCAAGGAGCGGCUGGUGACCAAAGCCUACCUCGCCCUGGUGAGGGGCCACGUCAGCCAGAGCCGGAUGACGAUCCGCUAUGCCAUCGGGAAGAACACCAUGGAGGGCAGGACCCACAUGAUGUGCAUCGACGGGACAGAGGGCUGUGAAAAUCCCAAGCCUUGCCAGUCGGAGCUGAUCGUGCUGGAGCACGGAUCCUACAGCGGAGACCCCGUGACCAAAGUGCUGCUGCAGCCCCUGACAGGGCGGACUCACCAGCUGCGGGUUCACUGCAGUGCUGUCGGUCACCCCAUCGUGGGGGACUUCACGUACAGCCUGGGCCAGGACAGCAGCCCCUACAGGAUGAUGCUCCACGCCUACUACCUGCGCAUCCCCGCGCGCGGGGAGCUCAUCGAGGUGUGCGCGCCCGACCCCUUCGUGCCCGCCAUGGACAGCAACUGGGAGCCCCAGCGCGUCACCCGCCGGCUGGAGGACACCAUCCAGGAGCUCAAGGACAAGGUGACGCAGCAGGAGCAGGAGCAGCAGGGCCAGGAGGCCGUGGGUGGUGGUGCGGAGGAGGAGCAGCCCCGGAGCGAAGCCGGGAGCGCGGAGCCGGAGGAGCAGCGGGCGCGGUGCCAGCAGUGGUUGGCAGAGUGGGCUCUGGAGUGAGCACGAGCCACGUCCCUGCGUUUCCAGCUCCAUCUUUGUCCCAGUGGGUCCCCUCGGAGCCCAGCGCUGACUCCACGCCUGCACCUCCUGUAUGCCAAGGCUUCCCUCGCUCACGGGGCUGGAUUAGGCACAUUGAGCAGCGGUUAGGGUGGGUUUGCUUUUUAACGUCCAUCAUCCAGUUGGCCACGGGAUGCCCCUUCCCCAGUUCCAGGCCUCAGCAGCAGAGUCAGUGUCACACACCAGCUUAGAGUGACCCCAAAGCUUCCCAUCCCUGUCCUGGGGCUCAGGCCCAGCCGGGGCACCACAGACACUGCCUUUGCCAUGGCAUUCCCACAAACCCUCCGUGCUUGGAUGCUGAAGUGUAGCCCAGCACAGGGAGGGGAGGACGUGCCACGAGCAGCUUUGGUGUCCGUGUCCCCCAUUCCCAUUCCCUUCACUCCAGCUGCUGCACUCACUGGCACAUGUGUGGGAGGUGGGACAGUGGGGGUCUGGAGCAGAGGCUGGGGGCACCAACAGCCCCCCAGUUUUGGGGUGCUCCAGGUGUUUGGCCCACAGAGAUGUGCUGGGAUGGGCACAGGAGAGGUCCCUGCCUGGCACCAAAGUGCUGCCCAUCCCUGCCCCGCACUCCCCUCCUCCCUCAGCCCUCCCAUGGGGUUUUUAAAGGUUUGGUGAAGGUGAGAGGGUUGAUACAAAUGGAUUUUAAACCUUUUUCAAUUUUCUAGGGGAAGAAUCUAGUCUUUUAGGGGUUGUAAAAUACGGGUGGUCUCAGAAAUGAGGUAUUUUUAGUAUUUCUGUGGUCGGAGAGCCAGCAGCCCAAAGCUUUUUUAAUGGAUUUUAUUAUUCCUUCUACUGGCAUUGCCUUUCCUGCUUUUAUCCUGGGUGUGGGUGUAACCCCUGCUGAGACAGGUCAGAGGACACGAGCCCCUUGCUGCUCACCUGGACAAGUCCUGGCUUGAUCCCAUGGUGUGGCUCCUGGUCCCAUGGCGUGGCUCCUGGCUGGCAGGUUUCCAGAGGGUGCCAGAGGAAGGUCCUUUGGGUGGACAGUUUGGGAAGGCUCUGGAGCAGUAGGAAAUGGAUGAAGCUGAAAGAAAGACUGAUGUGGUGGCUCAGCUCUGCUGGCGCUCAGCUUUGCAAGAUUCCAAGAAGAGUUUCUCUGGAAGUGCCCUUGCUUUGCUGGUCAUCCUGCUUUGCUUUCCCUUUCCCACCCUGCUCGUCCUCUCCAGCCCUUGGAGGACAUUUGGAAAUGAGGAGAACAGGACAGCUGGGGAGGGACAGAGGGGCUGGAGCCCACUGCACACACAUCCCCAUCCCAGGGGCAUCGGCAUAUCACUGUGUGCCCAGAGUUGUUGUCACCCCACCAGCCCCAUCCCAUGGAAAAUGCACCUGACAGGGGCUACACACAACUGACAUUCCCACUCUGAGGGAGAAUAAAAUGUCACAGCUCUCUCCCUGUGGGUGAACAUACCCUGCAGGUCACCAAAAUCCCGGGGGGAAUUGCAUCACCCGCCCCUUGUGUCCCUGGGUGCAAGUUCACUGUGCUUUUGUGUCUUGGUGGGGAUGGCUCUGAGGUGCCAGCCCUGGGCUCAGGGUGGGUUGGAGGAGCAGGAGACCCAUCUCCUUCCUCCCAAGCCCCCUCCCUGCCCAUCCCAUGUCCCAGGAGUGGCCGGGAAGGGAGAGGCAGCCGCGGGCAGGUCCCAGAGCUGUAAAUUACCCUCAUGAACCUGUUUGCCAAAGAAUGAAGGGGGGUGACGUGCACGGGAGGUGCUGAAAAGUGCCAGGGGAGAUUUACAUGUCACAGGUGGGACACAGCCUGCCCUUCCCACUGGGAACAUCCGGGAUGGGGUGGAUCACUGGGGUGGGAUGUGGGGACACUGAUGGACCAUCCCUGCUGGGGGCUGUGUGGAGGAGCCCCCUCCCCAGCACCCAUCAGCCUUCGUGUGCUGCACUUAUACCCAACACCACAGAGACCAGAGAUAAAUAGGUGUUUUCCUUACCCUGCAGAGAGUGUUUUCCAGGUGCCCUUCCCGGCAUCCCGUCCUGCUCCCUCCUCUCUGCCGGCACUGCCACGGGGCGUUGGCUGCGAAUCUCCCGGUACUGGGGUGUGUGUUGUGAUGUUCUGUGCACUUGGCAGUACCCGUGUUGUUGCCUCUCACUGUAUUAAACGUGUCUCUGCCCUUC